Messenger RNA from Macroventuria anomochaeta, 804 nucleotides. RefSeq lists its product as uncharacterized. The coding region runs from base 1 to 804 and encodes 267 amino acids. Lineage: Eukaryota; Fungi; Ascomycota; Dothideomycetes; Pleosporales; Didymellaceae. The record is from RefSeq and is a predicted model, not a curated record. The transcript has a single exon.
AUGCUGGAGGUUGCUGACCAAGAUGCUGCAGAAGAUGCACCAGAAGUAGCCGUGACAUUGGAAGCUGGGAACGACGAUGCGCUCGCAGAGAUCAUUGCAGAAGACUGUGGGACUGACUGUGAGAAUUCGCCGGUGGUAGCUCUGGACUGGGACGGUGACGAGGUCCACGACGCGACCGACGAGGUUGUGCCGCUUGAAGCUUGGGAUGACUGCACAAUCGAAGAGGUGGCUGCGGACGACUGCUCAGAGGACGUGCGACUGCUUGAGGACGCAUCGGCAGAGCUUGACGCCCAGGCUGAAGUCGUUCCAGUGGCAGUCGUAGAAGCCGAAGCCGAAGACGAAGAAGUACCAGAAGUGCUCGAAGGGGCGGGAGAGGCCGUGGAGGCAACAUCCGAGGAGCUGGAGGUCCAGACAGCUGAUGAACCCAGAGAUGACGUUGCCUCCGAAGUUGCCUGCGAAGAAGACUGGCUAGCAGACGAUGAGCUGGAUGACACAGAUGCAGUGCUUGAGGCAGCUGAAGAAGCCCAUGCUGAGCUACCAGAGGAUGAGGAGGAGCUGCUGGUGGAAGCCUCCUGUGAGGUUGCAACGCUUGAUGACGGCACCGUUGAGCUCACCUCGGAGGCAGUCACGAUCGUGGCAGAGGAAGACGGCGAGGACUGCUGUGUCUGCGACGAUACAGGCGAAGGCACCACGACGACAGGCGGGGCACCAGUGGAGGCGGCCUCAGACGAAGUCGCAGAUGAUGCUCCAGAGCUAGCCGGAGGCAUGCUUGAGGUCGGCGUAACAGCUAAAGACCAGGCUUGA